Molecule: messenger RNA, 7344 nt
Organism: Phyllostomus hastatus (greater spear-nosed bat)
Lineage: Eukaryota; Metazoa; Chordata; Mammalia; Chiroptera; Phyllostomidae
Gene: CHL1
Product: cell adhesion molecule L1 like
Exons: 27
Coding region: 500-4189 (1229 amino acids)
Biological process (GO): cell-cell adhesion; axon guidance
Cellular component (GO): plasma membrane; axon
Molecular function (GO): protein binding
Source: RefSeq, a predicted model, not a curated record
ACCGGCUUGGCCCGCGCGUCCGGGAUCCGCGGCGCCGAGCCGCACCGCCCGGCGGGAGGGGCUCCGCGCAAACGUGCCUCCGCGCUCCGAGCGACCUGGAGCCCACCUCCUCCGGCCGCGGACGUGACAGGGACGGUCAAAGUUUGCUCUCCGUGGCAGCCGAGCCGUGACCGCCCCCGUCCCGCGGGAGGGAGCGAAGGGAGGCGGCGGCGCAGACGCCGGCGCAGCGGCGGCGCGAGCAGCCGGCGCGGGAGGGCGUGGAGCCGAGCGAGCCCGAGCAGGUUCCGCGCCCGCGGCCACAGCCCGCGCUGCCGGGGACUCGGGGUUCGCGCGCCGGGACCCGGGCCAGCGCGUCCUCUCCCGCUCCCAGCCGGACCCCCGGAGAAGGGCCCAGCGGAGCCGGUGCCACAGGCGACGCAGGUGGGUCCGAGGCCACGCCGCGGUCGGCAGGGACGACAGUGAGGUGGUCGCCCUGUGGGGCCGCCGUUCCGGAGGAGCGAUGGAGGCGCCGUCAGGUGCCAGGGGCUCGGCGGUCUCACCUCUGAUCCUCUUCCUGCUGGAGCUCGCCGCCGCCGCCGCCACGGAAAUACCCCUCUCAGUCCCGCAGGUGCCGACCAUCACAAAGCAAUCCAAAGUCCUGGUCGCCUUCCCCUUCGAUGAGCACUUCCAGAUCGAGUGCGAGGCCAAAGGGAACCCGCCGCCGCAAUUCACGUGGACCAAAGACGACAAGCCCUUCGACCUCUCCGACCCGCGGGUCGUGGCCUCCAACCACUCGGGGACCUUCCGGAUCCCCAACGAGGGGCACGUCGCACACUUCCAGGGCCGGUACCGCUGCUUCGCCUCCAACCGGCUGGGCGCCGCCGCGUCGGAGGAGAUGGAGUUCAUCGUCCCCAACGUCCCCAAGUUCCCUAAGGAGAAGAUCGAGCCCCUGGAGGUGGAGGAGGGGGACUCGGUCGUGCUGCGCUGCAAGCCCCCCGCCGGCCUGCCCCCACUGCACAUCUACUGGAUGAACAUCGAGCUGGAGCACAUCGAGCAGGACGAGCGGGUGCACAUGAGCCAGGAGGGGGACCUGUACUUCGCCAACGUGGAGGAGAGGGACAGCCGCAGCGACUACUGCUGCUUCGCCGCCUUCCCCAGGCUGCGGACCAUCGUGCAGAAGAUGCCCAUGAAGCUGACGGUCAGCAGCUUAAAGCGUAACUCCUCGGGCCCAUCCACAGAAACUGGUUCUGAGGCGAACUCGAUCAAGCAGAGGGAGCCCAAGCUGCUGCUGCCGCCGGAUGCCGAGAGGGGCCCCGAGCACCCGGUCACCGUCCUGCGCGGGGACACGCUGCUGCUGGAGUGCUUCGCCGAGGGCCUACCGACCCCGCAGAUCGAGUGGGAGAAGAUGGGCGGUGACUUGCCCAGAGGAAGGGAGACCAGAGAAGGCCACGGCAAGGUGCUGAAGGUAGAGAAGGUCUCCUACGAGGACCGGGGGCGCUACCGCUGCACGGCCACCAACCCCCUGGGGGCGGCCACGCACGACUUCCACGUCACGGUCGAAGAGCCCCCGCGCUGGGUGAAGAAGCCCCAGAGCGGCGUGUACAGCACGGGGACCAGUGUCAUCCUGCUGUGCGAGGCGGAAGGAGAGCCCAAGCCCACCAUCCGGUGGCGAGUCAACGGCUUGCCCAUCGAAGAGAACCCGUUUGCGGGCGACGUGGUCUUCCCCGGGGAGGUGAGCUUCACCAACCUGCAGCCCAACCACUCCGCCGUGUACCAGUGCGAGGCCGCCAACGCGCACGGCACCAUCCUGGCCACCGCCAACGUGGACGUGGUCGAUAUCCCUCCGCUGAUACAAACCGACGACGGAGAAGCCUACGCCGCGGUGGUCGGGUCCAGCGUGUCCCUGCUCUGCGACUUCUUCGCCUCGCCGCAGGCGGUGGUGUCCUGGCUGAGGGUGGAGGAGCUCCGGCCCGUGGCGGGGCCGCGGCACCAUGUCUACGACAACGGCACCCUGCGCAUCAGCGGGGCCACUGAGGAGGACGCCGGCUCCUACACGUGCUGGGUGGAGAACGCCAAAGGCAAGACCGCGGUCACGGCCAGCCUGGACAUCCGAGAGGCCACCGCCGUCCGGGUCUCCCCCGAGAACCCGCGCGUGCACCGGUCACGCACGCUGGAGCUGCGCUGCGAGAGCCGCUGCGACCCGCACCUGGCGCCCAGUCUGACGCUGGCCUGGAGCAAAGACGGGGACGCGCUGCUGACCAACGGCACGGAGGACGGCAGGGUGGUCCUCGACGGGGCCCGGCUGACCCUCUCCAACGUCACGCCGGAGGACCAGGGCGUGUACGCCUGCACAGCCCGCACCACUCUGGACAGCGUGGCCGACAGAACCCACGUGACGGUCCUCGACGUCCCGGACCCCCCGGAGAACCUGCGCCUGUCGGAGCGGCAGAACCGCAGCGUGCGGCUGGCGUGGGAUGCAGGGGACGACCACAACAGCAACGUCACCGAGUACGUCGUGGAGUUCGAAGGAGACAGGGAGGCGCCCGGCAGGUGGGCGGCACUGACCACGGUCCGCGGGGAGGGGACCUCGGUCCUGCUCCGGCUGGCUCCCUACGUGAGGUACCGGUUCAGGGUCGUCGCCGUGAAUGAGGUGGGCAGGAGCCGCCCCAGCAGGCCCUCCGACCACCAUGAGACGCCGCCGGCAGCUCCGGACAAGAAUCCGCAGAACAUCAGGGUCCAAGCCUCUCAGCCCAAGGAAAUGAUUAUAAAGUGGGAGCCCCUGAAGCCCCUGGAGCAGAACGGCCCGGGCCUGGAGUACCGCGUGGCCUGGCGGCCCCAGGGCGCGCCGGCCGAGUGGCAGGAGGAGACGGUCCGGGAGCACAGCCUGCGGGUGAUGACGCCGGCGGUGUACGCGCCCUACGACGUGCAGGUGCAAGCCGUCAACCGCCUGGGCGCCGGGCCCGAGCCGCAGCCCGUGACCCUGUACUCGGGAGAGGACUAUCCCGACGCGGCCCCGGAGGUCCAGGGGGUGGAGGUCGUGAACAGCACGCUGGUCCGAGUCACCUGGUCCUCCGUGCCCAAGGACAGAGUGCACGGGCAGCUGAGGGGGUACCAGAUCACCUGGUGGAAGACCAGGAGCCUGCUGGACGGCCGGCCACUCCCCAGGGAGGCGCGCUCGCUGCGGCUCCCCGGCCCGAGGGGCUCCGGCAUGCUGCCCGCGCUGGACGCCUUCAGCGAGUUCCGCCUCACCGUCCUGGCCUACAACUCCAAGGGCGCCGGGCCCGAGAGCGAGCCCUACACCUUCCAGACGCCGGAGGGAGUUCCCGAGCAGCCGGCGUUCCUGAAGGUCGUCAAGGUCGACAGAGACGCGGCCACGGUGGCCUGGGGGCUGCCCGAGAAGCUGAGCGGCCACCUGGUCGGCUUCCUGCUGCAGUACCAGACCAUCAACGACACCGAGGAGAUCGGGGAGCUGCACGCCGUCAACCUCACCGCUGCCGCCCCGCCCCGCUGGCGCCUGUCGGGCCUGAACUCCAGCACCAAGUACAAGCUCUACCUGCGGGCCUGCACGGCCCGGGGCUGCGGCAAGGCCGUCACGGAGGAGACCGCCACGCUGGGGGCCGGCGGCAAAGGGACCGGGCCGACCUCAGCAGGAGUCAAUGUCACUCAGCAGGGCCCCCCGCUAGAGGCCCCCCCUGCGCCCGGAGCCGAGCCCGUGGUGCGCCUGCUGACUAAGACCUGGGUGGAUAACAAUAGCAUUUUCGAAGAUGUGGUUGAGGCCAGAGGGAGAGAGCACGCGGGCCUGUACGCGGACAUCGCCACGCAGGGCUGGUUCAUCGGGCUGAUGUGCGCCGUGGCCGCCCUCACGCUCGUGCUGCUGACCGUCUGCUUCGUGAAGAGGAACCGGGGCGGGAAGUACUCAGUGAAGGAGAAGGAAGACCUGCACCCGGACCCGGAGGUGCAGUCGGGGAAGGACGAGACCUUCGGCGACUACAGCGACAGUGACGAGAAGCCGCUCCGAGGCAGCCCCCGGUCCCUGCACCGGGACACGCAGGCCACGGAGAGCGCGGACAGCCUGGUGCAGUACGGGGACGGGGACCAGCGCCUGUUCAGCGAGGACGGGUCCUUCAUCGGCGCCUACGCGGGCUCCAAGGAGAGGGGCUCCGCGGAGAGCAACGCCAGCUCCGCGGCCACCUUCCCGCUGCGGGCGUGACCGUCCCGCGGCCUCCCGCGCCCACCCACUGCGGGGCGGGGCGGGGCGGGGCGGGGCGCGUGUGUGCUGGGACGGACAUGCACGGCCAGGAGCCCGGGGACGGCAGCGCCCUGCAGACACCCGGGGAAGAGCAGCGUUGCCGUGAGGAGGGAAGCACCCAGCACCGCAGGCCCGGGGCCCCUUGUCUGCCCCUCUCCGGGUGGGAAGGUGCAGAGGACACGGCCCUGAGUGCGGACCCAGCACCCCCGCAUCCAGAGGCCCUUGGGGGGUGCUCCCCGCGUCCACAGGGCCGGGGCCACCGCCCGGGGCCUCUCAGAGCUGCCGAGGGACUCUGACAAGGGCGUGGAGAGACAGGUUAUCUAAGUGUAAAGAGGCACGUGAAUGUCUUGCCAGAACCCCGUGUGGACUGUGUACAAAACCUAUUAUUUAAGUUUUAGGACAGGUCUUCGGCAGACUCUCGGCUCCUGGUCAUGGAGCUCUACCCGUCUGCCCCCCAGGGCGCCCACGCUCGAACGGACGUCUGGCUGCUUUGCUUUCGUCGUGAAUCGCUUUCCCCGUCCGUGGGGGCGUCGGUGCCCGUCCGGUUUGUUCCGCUCUCGGACUAAACCCAGCUGCGGAGGGGGCGGCCGCCGGGGCCGCCGGACACAGCGCAGGCCGAGGUCUUCCGGCCCCCGGGGGCCCUGAGUGGGUCCACGCGGCUCCGCGUCCACAGGACGGCCGCCUCCUUUCCUGUCCGUGUGGGUGUCCAUGCAUCUGCUUCGUGAGUGCGUCGUGCACACGGUGUCCCUGCCCACACGGUGUAGAGUGGAGGCGGCUUCACGCUGAGGCCAGAGGGGCUGGAGAGCAGGCCGGCCUGUCCAUCUGUCCGUCUGUCCAGGAGGGUCAGCAGGAAGUCGCCACUCGACUCCUCUCCGGAGCCACCCCCGGACACACGAGGCCCCAGACGGGAGACUUUGUCCGAAACGCUCGCCUUCUGUUGCUACAUCGCUUCUUCCGACCGUCUCCGAGUCAGAGGCCACAUGAGUACGGGGCGGGGGGGGGGAUUGUUUCCGGAUGUUUCCAUAGCCUCUAAAACAAGUUGUGUGGCUGAGUGUGCUCCCGCCCGGCCCCCCAGAGAACACUGUUUACAGUAGAGGUUCCUGUGCGUAUAUGUUCGCCCCCCUCAUGUUUCCCCCCCUCUCGGGGGGGCCUGUCCCCCCCUUCUCCUCCGGCAGCAUCUGUGUGCACCCAGGGGGCGCCGCUCCCGGCACGCGGGCUGCCGGUCGCUCCGGAACUGUGCGUGGAAGCCCCUUUAGAAAUAGCGUGGAGGACCCUGCAUGCGCGUCGGUGAAACUCAGCGUCGACCUCUCCGUCUGUGGAAACAGGUCUUCGCCCCGCCACGAAACUCCGAGUGUUUACGCGAAACCCGUCCACAGAUGUCACUUCCUUUCUUGGACUGCGGUCGGGGGCACCGCCCCUUGAGUCCUGGACUUGGGCCUCUGUGCCCACUCGGCCUCCUGUGGGCCAGCGUCGGGGCGUGUGCAAUGGUUAUCCGCGCAGGGACCGCGUGGACUGGCUGUCGGUUCAGACCUUCUGCCGCCCCGAACUCCGUGCCCGCCUGAUGGCGGAGGAGCGGCUUUUCCGGGGGCAGCAGCAUCGUGGGCCGGCUCCCCGCGAGCAGUUUCCAGUGCUCGGCCGCUGAGGAGGCCAUGGCUGCGCCUGGCGGGGGGCGGCUGUGCAGGGGUUUUCGCUCCUGUUCUUCGUCGUCCCUCAAAAGGGGCCCGGAGGGGACCGUGCACGUUGGAAACAGCCUCGGGAAGAGCCCUGGCAGCAGGUUCACUGCCCGUCGAACACAAGUGACCACACGCUCCCUGGUCCCACCCCCAGGGCCCCCUCCUCCGUCUGGGUGGUGAGGGGGCCCCUGCCCGCCCAUGUGGUCCAAGCACCCCAAACUCCCGGACGUGGGGAGCACCGCUGCGUCCCGUCCUCCCUUGUGCCCUUGGGGGCCCCUCUUAGCCGUCCCAGCCUGUGCGGCCUCUCCCCAGAGCUCCGGUGCAGGAGGGCCGGCCCCUUCCCCUGGUCUGUCAUCAGCGCUGUGCAGACGCCGCCGGUUGGGUGUAGCCGAGGGCCGCCCCAGGUGGGGGAUCCGGGUCCUCUCCCGGUUCCAGCGCCGACCCCGGGCGUCAGACCUCCGGCAGGUGGCCCGACCCCUUCGCUGCGAGUGGUCUCAGCGACGCCGUGCCAGCGACGUGCUCAGUCCCCUUCUCUUCGUCACAGGGUGUUUUUUAUGGAGAAACAUUGAAAAUGAUGUAAAAGCUGAGAUGCCUUGUACCUUCAUCCACACGCCGGCACCCCCACGCUGCGUCAGAAAGUCACCCCCACAUACCACCGCGGUCCCCUGUGAGCACAGAAAUAUAUUUUUGUAGAGAAACAAACCUCCAGGAAGCACGCAACCCUCCUGUUCCGCGGGCAGCGCGCUGGGCACCUGCCGCCAGCACUGCCCGACGAGGAGACGGCCAAGCAGGGUCUCUGCCACACGGACGCGCUCGUCACGGACUUUGCAUGCGUGUUUGUAAGAGGGCGUGCGCUCGAGGGGUUUACUCUAUCCGUGUGACGGCAUCCGCUAUUCCAGGUGUGCCCGUGUUUAUAGCCGGUGUAAAAGCACAGUGCCGUUGUGCCGCAAGUCCCCAAAAUAAUAUCUUGCCCUAUUUUAUACGCAAGGGAGAUUUGAGCUAAAGAGAGACCGAUGGUGAGAAACGUCGGUGUGUUGUUUUCUGAGCAUGGAGAGCGAAGUUGCCAGUGGAGGCCCUCCCCGGAUUAUGUUCCCACGAGGGUACGUGGGCCAUGGACACCGUUCCGGGCGGAUCCCGCGGGGCCAGGGUCUCAGCUCGGCCGGCACACCCGCCCUCCCCGCGGCCCGGAGUGAGCCCAGUGGCUGGAGCCAGCUCGCUCCGCCCUGUCUCGGGGGCUGGAGGGCGCCCUCGCGGGGCGGGGGGGGGCCAGCGUGCCCGACCCACCGCUCCCUGGGGGCCGGGUCUGUGUUCCCAGUGGGACUUUGUCAUUGACGUGUUUGUGCUGUGGGUGGCGCUGUGUUUUCCCGACGGAUGCGUAAGGCUUCAGGAUAUUUUCAUUAUUCAUGAGAUCCGACUUUCCGAAUAAAGGUUUGACUUCCCGGA